AUGCCAAUAUUCCAGGAUGAUUUGGGCGGUGGCCAAGAUACGCCGCCCACUAAGCCACCCUCACGACGUUCGACCUCGCCGGUAGAUGGGAACUUAUUGACCAGGAAGCUCUCCGAAGACAGCAUAAGGACAGAUCUGUGUGAAGGACCUCUCCGAGAAAGUUUGGAAGAAGAGUCAAACAUGCCGACUAUAGAUGUGGAAUCUAGGCCUAGGACACCUGGGUUUGGGACCUCUGAUCGUGUUGAACUCAUAGAGAGACUGAAGCGUGGAGAAAGUCCGACAUGGCUACCAAACCGGAAUCUGGAAUCACUACUCCAUGAUUACGAGCAGACUCCUCGCAAACCUUCGUCCAAUGGCUCGCAUUCCUCGCCAUUACUACCUCCGGCUGAGAUAUCUGAGAAACCAAGAUCUGCUGGGAACCAAGAAGACAGACAUCAAGCUGGUCUGCAGAUUGAGCGACCACGAUCAGCUCUACACAGUGGGGAUUUCACAGAAGCUCGGGAAACCGCCUCUGAACGAGAUUUGCUCCAACCAAACUCCACGCCUUACAGAGAUGAACAGGCGGCUUGGAUUGCUACCUCCCCUCCACGGCACUUCACUCCUUACCAACUCGAUCCACGAUUUCCACCUGCAGAUUCGAUUGAGAGGGCUAGAUCUCGAGCACCAUCCUUAUCCUCAUCAUACUCAUCGAGCUUCAUUCUGAAGCCCCCGACUAGUCCGUUGGUGCAGUCGGAAAGCAAUGAAGAGCUAGACCUGUCCUCGCAGGUGAACCCUAUUGAUAUCACAUCGAGUUUCCCAAAAAAUCCCAGGCGACAUACGUUGCAGGCACCUCAUUCAAUUCAUUCAACGCCUUCGGGACCAUCUUCACCAUUUAAUAGCAAGCCUUUACCUCAUCUACGACGAGACAAUACUUAUCCUUAUCAAGCUCACCAACCUCGCCGUUCCCUCACAUUGAACCCAAUGACACUACCAACCUCCUCUCCACAAACUCCAGCAUUUUUACAUUCGAGGAGACCGAGUAUAGACAGUUCUCCGCUUCAUGCCUCAAUGGUCGGCUCUUAUGAAGAGAGCAUUCUACGGGGACGCAUGUCAACCACACCAUCUAAGCCUUUAGACUUUGUGGCCCAGAUUGGCGUUCUAGGUCACGGCAAGUGCAAGGCAAGUCUUCGCUGUCCUGCUCAUGUCACAUUACCAUUCCCGGCCGUAUUCUACAGCUAUGAGUCUACAGUCCAUGGACGUUCUGGAAAGUCAGAAGACGGGCCUAGCCCUUAUGUUGGCCAGGUAGACUUGGAAAAUGGACUUCCAAAUUCAGACGAAGCACGAGACAAAAAGAAGCGAAGUGCGAACUUGGGACGAAUCCGGACAGAUGACCUCGACAUGGUUGAUGGCCCAAACACGAAUCAGCUCACAGAAAGAGAGAUUCGCAGAGCGGAAAAGCAAAAGCGGAGAUCAACAUCACCUCGAGCUCCACCCGGAGGCAGUUACAGAAUCCCGGAAAAGGGUCAAAUACAAAUCAUUAUCAAGAAUCCAAACAAAACGGCUGUCAAGCUCUUCCUCGUCCCGUAUAACCUAGAAGGCAUGGAGCCCGGCACAAAAACUUUCAUUCGUCAACGGAGUUAUUCGGCAGGCCCUAUCAUCGACUCUGCACUAUCCUCAACACAACAAGUACCUGCGACGAAUCCUUUGGACCGACCUACGCUACGCUAUCUUGUACAUUUGCACAUAUGUUCUCCUUCUCGCGGUCGUUUCUACUUGUACAAAAGCAUUAGAGUUGUUUUCGCAAAUCGUGUACCUGAUGGAAAGGAAAAACUCCGAAACGAAAUUUCUUUACCUGAACCGCGAUUCAGUAUAUAUAAACCAGGUCGAGAUUCUAGUCUCGGUCUCACUUUAGGCAUGGGCGCAGGAGCGAGUCUUGCUGCCGAGAAAGCGUUUCGAAGACGAAGCUCUGGCUUUGGUCUUGGCCCUUCAAAUCGGAACUUCGAUUCUAUGGAUGGUAUCACCCAGGCUCUAGAAAGAGGGUUCGGAGGCGGCUCAUCGUCGACACAUGGCCGUGACUUCAGCACAACGCCUGUUCAACCGAUCCCAUUCAGCUUGUACCGCAAGCCUGUUCGAGGUGAAUAUGAGAGUGAUCAUGCAUCCGUCCAGGAGCCAUCAAUGCCAUCAGCUGAAAACAUUGAUAUACAUCCCUCUCAAGACUCUGGGUCUUCAAUGUCUUGGAAUAGCACUAGUACGGGCAUCGGCGCUUAUGACAAGCUCACUAAAGGAGAAAGGGGUUAUGGUGGCAAUUCUUUUGCCAAUUCCCCAGAUGGCAAGCAAGUAGCUGAAGGAUUGUUGGCGCAGAGGCUUCGAGAUCUAGGAGUUGGGAUACUAAACCCACAGGAUCAAUCAGAUGGCAUUUGA
This is a messenger RNA of Mollisia scopiformis, 2400 nucleotides long. RefSeq lists its product as uncharacterized. Lineage: Eukaryota; Fungi; Ascomycota; Leotiomycetes; Helotiales; Mollisiaceae. The transcript has 2 exons. The coding region runs from base 1 to 2400 and encodes 799 amino acids. The record is from RefSeq and is a predicted model, not a curated record.